ACACAACAAAUGCCCCUCCGCGUAGCAGUCCUCGGAAGCACCGGCUUCACAGGCUCGUACCUAACCGUCGAGCUGCUUCACCGGGGGCACACGGUAAUAGGACUCUCGCGGGACCCGUCGAAGAUCGGGUCGCACGCGCGCUACGAACCGUGCAGCAUCGAUAUCGCGGAGCGCAGUUUCACGGAGCUGAGGGAGGUCUUGGAGGACAAAGUUCGGUGCGAGGUUCUGAUCGUCGCGUAUGGUCCUGGACCGAAUGGUGGUGGGGAGGACGGCGUGUAUAUGACAUUCCUCGAAACCGUCCGCAAAGCCAUUCUCGCCGUAAAAACAAUCAAAAACAACGAGGGAUCCGGAAAAAACAAGCGCCCUUAUUUGAUUUUUAUAGGCGGCGCCGGAUCCCUCCACGCCCCCUCAACCCACGAAGCCUGCAUAGACACUCCAACCUUCCUCCUUGCCUACCGCCGCGCCCUCGGCACCUCCGCCGCGCAAAUCGCAUACAUGGAAGCGCGCGCGGGCACCUUACUCCCAGGCCUCCACGCGUACCGCUCCGCCCGGAUCUCGCAAACCAACGGCACCGCAACAGCAGCAGAGCUCUCCACCAUCACGGCGUUUGACAGCGACGACGAGAGUAUGAAAAGCGCGGUGCGGUUCAUCAAGGCGGCGCGGGCGGCGUAUUUGUUUUUCGAGGGGGACGAGGGGUUUGAGUGGAGUUUUGUUAGUCCCGCGGCUUUGUAUCGGGCGGGGCGCGGGACUGGGGGGUAUGAGGUAAAGGUUGAUGAGGUGGUGUUGGUUGGGGAGAGGAGAGAGGGGGAGAGUGUUUUUGAGGGACGGUUGACCGGGGUGCAGGCUGGGGAUUUGGCGAGGGCGGUGGUUGAUGAGGUUGAGGGGAGGAGGUUGGUUUGGAGGCAUUGGUGUGCUUGGGGGGAUGUUGAGGGGGUGGAAGGAAGUGGGGAGGUUGUGUUGGGGUUGGGGGAGUGUGUGGGGUGA
Molecule: messenger RNA, 984 nt
Organism: Periconia digitata
Lineage: Eukaryota; Fungi; Ascomycota; Dothideomycetes; Pleosporales; Periconiaceae
Source: the annotation of a GenBank genome assembly